Molecule: messenger RNA, 1741 nt
Organism: Dissoconium aciculare CBS 342.82
Lineage: Eukaryota; Fungi; Ascomycota; Dothideomycetes; Mycosphaerellales; Dissoconiaceae
Exons: 2
Coding region: 485-1456 (323 amino acids)
Biological process (GO): regulation of transcription by RNA polymerase II
Cellular component (GO): transcription regulator complex; PcG protein complex
Molecular function (GO): DNA-binding transcription factor activity, RNA polymerase II-specific; RNA polymerase II cis-regulatory region sequence-specific DNA binding
Source: RefSeq, a predicted model, not a curated record
CAGACACUUUGCAGGUCCUCGACAUUUUAAAUUAGAUCCAUGCAAGAUUCACGUCGACGUCGACAGCAUUUCCCUCUUCUCUAUCAUCUCACCCACAUUAGCGCACGACCGGCGUUCGUUUGCACGCCGCCCGUGCCUGUCCUUCCGAAGCUUUUUGUGCAUGUGCGUCGGCUCGAGCAAUGUUGUGGAGACAAGCUUCAGUCUGCACUCAACAGCAAAUCACAAUGAGCAAUUCAAGGCUGCGUAUUGGUCAUCGAUCGUCAUCACCAUUGUCGUGGAGACGUUACUGCGGACCUGCUUGGGCUCCUGCUCACCAAUGACAGUCCAACCCGAUCGCAUGUGCGAACGUGUAGGCAGCAUCAUGCCUCGACAUUAGAUCAACUUGUGGUUGCUCCUCGCCGAGUAUUGAUGAGUACAAUUGACGUAUUUCCCACGAGCAUUGUAACAACAUUCCCAGGCGAGCGCGAUCAACAAUAAGAGAAUCAUGACCAUGGGAGUUCUUGGCCAAGCAUGCGAGCGGCGCAAUUCACACACUUGCAAUCAUGGGAAGCGAUGUCUGGCGCACGAGACUGCCGACCACCGCCAAUACAUUUCUCAGGAUAUCGCCGAGCUCCUGGAACAAUCCGCCGAAACCUAUCAAAUAGAUGAGCAGCCAGCACCAACAAGCAUACCAUCUACAGAGUUAGAACCGUUUACAUUUCCGACAUCAACAGGUCCACUUGACCGUGCGUUGCACGCUUCUUCAUAUUUUUCAUCAUUCAACUCAUUCUCGCCAAUUGUGCUCGAUCCGGCUUUGAAUCGGGUGGACGCCGAUCUCUCACUCUUUUCCGGCUCGGAUACAAAUGCUGGGCUCAAUUCUUCUGACAAGUUCAUGCUUGAGCUUUCCGAGAUUCCGAUGUUUCCGGAAGUUGGAAGCGACUGGGACCCUCAGCCGGUGGAGGUUGCGAAUACUGCAACUGGCGAAACGGGAGACUGCCCGGAACUGCUCACAUGUUCGGAGUCGGAUACUUCGCCGCAGAUGCUUGAUGUAUGCUUCUCUGAGACGACGGACGAGUCAUCAUCAUAUGCAUUCGACCAAACCAUGUCCGACGCAGAUCUCGAGGCCCCCGACGACCUCCAGGGAAUGGGCUAUCGAUCAAGUACAGAUGGCGGGUGGACAUGCAAAUGGGAGUCUUGCAAGCAGAAGAAGAUUUUCUACCGGGCCUGUGACCUCCGAAAACAUUUCGCAACACAUCAGAAGACCCAUGCCUGCACAAAUGCGGAUUGCAGCAUGGUGUUUGCCACUGCCAAAGACCUUAGAAGGCACAGCGCGUCUCACAUGCCGCAAAUAGCGUGUGCGGCAGUGGGAUGUCCACGGAUGUUUUCAAGACUUGACAAUAUGAAUGAUCAUUACAGACGGAUACAUAGACAUAAUCGGCUUCGCUGCACUGGCAUCGCAUUCCGGAGGACAGGCUGAUCUUGAGCUUUUUCUGCAUUGCACAAGCCGGCUCGACAGAAUAAUUGAUGAAUUGGCGCGCUUCAUUUUGUUUGAACUUAAUCCUGGCAGCAUCAAAAGCAUUAGAGAGGAUUUAUUUGCCGUGUGGAUAUACGGAACUUUGACACAUUUCGGGGCAUCACGGAGGAGGAGAAAGGGGGAUCAACUGAAAAUCCCUUGCCCACUUGCGGGUUUAGAGUCAUCCCAUCUGCACUUUGCAUUGCAUCAAAAACGCGUUGUUGUAGAUCAUCAUACGAUAUGUGGAAG